AUGGCCGCCGAAGCCCCCCCCAGCCCGUGCAACCCGCCGCCCAACCUGCCCCCCUCGCCGGGCUACAGCUCCUUCGACGACCUAUACAACGCCGUCCAAGCCUUCGGCCGCAAAAACGGCAUAGCCUUCACCAAGGGCUCCAUCUCCAACAACCGCGAGAUCAACGGCGUCGUCCAGCCAACCUGGGGCAUCCUCGACUGCGACCGCGGCGGCCGCCAGAAGCCCCCCCGCGGCGCCGGCAUCCGGCGCACGAGCUCGAGAAAGACCGGCUGCACGUACCGCCUCAAGGUGUCGUCGUCGAGCAGCUCCGGCCGCUGGGAGUGGCACUACCAGGAGCUGGGCUCCCACAACCACGACCGGUCCAGCGACCCCUCCAGGCACGCGAUCCAUCGGAGGUUCACCGAGUCCCAGAAGCGCCGCAUCAUGAGCCUGACCAGGCACACGAGCCUCCGGCCGCGUAGCAUCAGCACCGUGAUGCGCGAGGAGGAAGAUGAGGAGCUGUACUUUCGGCAAAAGGACAUUUAUAAUCAGCGCCAACGGGCUCGUCAGUUUCAGCCCUGCCCGGCGCGGCGUUGUUGA
This is a messenger RNA of Metarhizium album ARSEF 1941, 579 nucleotides long. RefSeq lists its product as uncharacterized. NCBI's taxonomy places the organism in Eukaryota, Fungi, Ascomycota, Sordariomycetes, Hypocreales, Clavicipitaceae. The transcript has a single exon. Bases 1 to 579 code for a protein of 192 amino acids. The record is from RefSeq and is a predicted model, not a curated record.